This is a messenger RNA of Amoebophrya sp. A120, 12887 nucleotides long. The record is from the annotation of a GenBank genome assembly. NCBI's taxonomy places the organism in Eukaryota, Dinophyceae, Syndiniales, Amoebophryaceae.
CGAUAGUGGGCGUGCAACGUAGUUGCCAGUAUGAAGGACAUACGACGAUAACGCGUGGCAUUCGGCGUUUUCUAGUCGCUAUUGUGGUUGUACUCUUCAAAAUCACGUUUGAGUUGUAGAUCGUUUAUGUUUGUAUGUAUUUCGCAACCAUUCUUUUCUGAAGUUCCUCGCGCUCACAAGUGUGUCUUCGGUUUAUCUCGAGGAGAUGAAUUGUUGUAUAUUCUCCUCGUUUAUUUUUGAUUAUGUGUAUACCGUAUACACUCGUGUAUGAACUAAAAAAAGAGUAUCCCUCUAUUGAUGCGCCAUCUCACCGAAUACAUGAGGCCACCUGAUGAUGCCAGGCAGGGGAGAAAUUGUGAUCGGAGUUGUGGAAAGUGAAUCGGCUUCUUUUUUGUUUCGCUUUCCUGAGACAGGGACAGCGAGGAUGGCGAUGGAAGAGGACGACACGGAUACCAGCUGUGCAUCGUGGUGGCUGUGUCGCGGACUUCAGAGUUCGAAUUUUGUGACGGUGUGCAACGACCGCGGCGCGCUUUCUCGCAAACAGGAACAAGUAGGGGUAGGCAUUCUCGCUACUUCCCGGCGUCAGUCAACAUCCAACGGGUCCGGGCCGCUCUUGUGAGUGCAAGGCAGAGCGUGCUAAACGUGGAGGCGCUGCCGUUUCAUCACGUAGUCCACGAUAUUAGUAGCACAGCUCCAGCAGAUUCAGCAAAUCGGGCGGCAUUAUUUUUCGCACGUUACCCCAUCGGGCGGCAUUUCCCGCACGAUACCCAACGACAUCGCCCCAACUCAGUACAGCAUCACCAUCCCCAGUGGUGCAUCGGAACAGGCGCCACACCCCGGGAGCGCUUUUCCCUUCAUCUGACAUCUCAGCACCGACCGAAUAGUCGUGAAAGGAAGUGCUUCUACGCGGAUUUCAGCUGCAGACUUACGCUGAGCAUUAUUUUCAUUUCGUCCCUCGGGAUCAACAGAAGUAAUAGAGCCCGGAUGCCGUGGAGUAUUUUCUCGCAGAAGCCGAAACCUCAGGCGCCGAUUGGGCCAUGGCUUAGAGACCUAGAUGACGAGCGGUAUUGGACGCUUUUUCAACAAGUCGAGGGAAAGGACAAGGCUUGUCUGCUCGAGGAAGCCCAGAAGCGAGAUGUCCCGGCCUGGAUUCAAGAGACUUUGUCAGCCGGGAUUGAGCAGCAACAAGACAGAGAGCGCCGUGCUAGGAACUUGGAAAAGCUGCGGCGAGGGCAACUCAACAAGGACACCCUGGAGUCCCGAGGAGCAGGAGAAGCACAAUCGGGGAAGCUGAAUCGAAGCACGCCUGCUCUUCAACAAUCUGCUGCGAUCGGGACCGCGACCUCAAAGCCAAAUGCUGGUGGGGAGAUCGUCGUGUCGGGCAACAUCUUCAACGCACGACGAUCACCUACGUCCUCUCCACCGGUUGACCGAGAAGCGGGCGUUGCUGUAAACAGUACAGGGCUUCUUGUUCCGGACCGCGAUAAUUCCGAUGAAUACGAUGACUUUGACGCGGGUCGUGCAGCUACACGUGCGAAAAACAUAAGCAAGCGCGGUCGCGACGAGGAGGACGAUGACGUGAGUCCGUGGUGGAAAGGCCGCAAAAACCGCUUGCGCAAAGUGAGGCAGUUGGAAGAAAGUCGCCAUGAGACACAGCGCAAAGUUCGAGUAAGUGCGGCACCUCGUGAGAUUUACUUUGGCAGGGCUUGGGGGCCAGCGAACGCGAAAGGCAGCCGGGUGGGUUUCGACACGGAAGAUCAGGUGAUGGAACACGAGGACCAGCUGCAGGAGGAGCGACGCGAAUUGCAGAUUGCUGAAGAUGAUGCAGUCCGAGGUGAAGAACACGACUCUGCGCCGGAUCGUACAACGAAGUUUCGCGUGCUACACGUUGCCGGGAUAGCAGAUAGCAACCGCGCUGGCGUGCGUUUGCACCGGAGUGGAAAAAUCGAUCACCACGUUGCGACGGCAAUGGCAGAGAGUGUGCAAAACCAGCGCGCGGUCCGUGUGGUGCCGCCUCACUUACACAUGGAAAACCGCCCUCCGGUGGUCCUUGACGAUGAGAAUUUGCGGGAAGAAGAUUUUUCAGACCGCGAAGAAAAUAAACACUCCCCUUUCAGCACGACCGCUGCACCGUCGCCGAAAAAUCAGUACAAUUGGAAGCGCGCAAUUUCGGACUUUUUUCACUUCGGCACGCGCCCGCAAGGAGACUGGGACGAGAAGCGUUUCCAAUUGCGCUUAAAGGAGCAAGCAAAGACGAAAGGCGCUUUGUUACGAGCUUUCCAAGCACGACGAGAUGGAGAAUUUGAAGAGCAGAAAAUAAAAAGCGAAGACGGCGAGACGGCUGCAUUCACGUUGGAACGUGCACAGAGGGAGGCGCGGUCGCGGGAGGGCCUCCUGCUGAACGCGAUGCAGGAUUUUGAUGACUCGGAGUUUUUGCGACUAGACGAGGUGUUGCAACGUAGAGAAGAGGCUCGAAGGGACCACAAGGAAGACGCGCUGCCGCGCCCCAAAUCCACCGUGGAGUUCGCGAGAAAGCUCGCAGGAAUUCCCGUCGAGGUACUAGAAGAGGUGGAGAGGCGACGCGCUUUCACUUUGCAGAAACGGAUCGAGAAACAGCCCUGGUGGCAACAGCGCGAGCGAUUCGUUCGCCGCAUCGCGGACUCGGCACAGCAUGAGGAGGACUCUGACAUUGUGGCCACAAGUCGUGGUAACAAUAUAACGAAAAGCGAAAACAACAUCAACGCGGCCACCAGCCUCAUGUCCUCUUCCUCCAUGUCGAUCCUGAGUGCCACAACCGACGAGCAGAACUCUAGUGCCGACCCCGUGCCAAGCCUCGUGAGCCGUGCGGUGAGCGAAGCGCUUGUUCAAAUGGGAUUAUCUUCAUCUUCGCGGGUUACGAGGCUGAACGAUGAAAAUCUGCGUCGACUGGACCUCCGAACAGGACACCCGGGCAGAAGGGAACGCGUACCAACUGCCGCGGUGAACGAUGCCAACAGCUGUCUGUCCGACGAUGCGUCCUUGAUCGCCCAAGACGGAAAAGACAUCGCGCGCGCAGGUGUCUUCAAAACGGAUGUGCACACAAUGCUCACGCGCGAAGGCCGGCGAGGUAAAAAUAGCUCCUGUUCUACUGCUCCUUCCAGCAUGCUAAAAAAACAAGAAGCAGCACCUGCUCCCCCAGGGGAGGAUCUACAUCGAGAUCGACUCAACUUUCAGCACAAGAACACCCCCGCUCCUCGUGCAACAAGUUCCACCUCCGACUCCUGCAUGUCACAACAAGGAAUACACCAAGAAAUGCCCGUCACUAGACAUAGACUCAAACGCCAGCAGCAGCAUUUGGCUAUGUCGCCGGCUCCUGGAGCUGCUGAGGCAGCCGUCAACGGUGGGGUACUUUCUAAUUAUUCCUCUGCUCCUCCUGGCGACAUCGAUGAAGAGAGAGCUGCUGUUCGUACGGCGCUUAUUGGUCAGCACCAAGCUUCCAGCUUGUGGUCCCGUUUUGGGUUUCAUAAGCAAGAGGCGUACCGUCUACCGAAGGCAAAGGACCACGAGAUCAUUGACGUGCAAGGAGCUGAGGAAGCUCCAAUCGCAGCAGAAGUUUUGAAUGAUUGUAUAGCCGCGGGGACGAGUUGGACGAGUUCGAAACCCGCAAAGUCGUAUCGCGAUCCGUCGUCCCUACCCCGAACGAUUCUGCCGUUGGAACCCUUAGCCUCGCGCAGCGCUCAGAUGGUAAGGAAUGCCUUGUUCAAUUUCGACAAAGGAGCUCCUCGCAACACAACACGGCUACCCCGGGAACGGAGUCCAGAAGUAGAAGAUGAAGCCAAAAAUGAAAAUGUUGAAGAACAGGAUGAAGACGGGCAGAAGAACGGCCGCCGCGAGGAGAAACAACAUCGACGAGCAAUUAAUAUCGGAAGCGCAUUUCAUAAUAACCAAGCCCGACAGGAGAGACAGAAGAACAAGGUCGGCACGCCAGCGUCGCGCGCCGGUUCUCUCGACCGCCGUGGUCGUCAGACGCCGGCCCCAGACGAAAAGACGCUGCUUCACUUUGUGGCGCCCACCAACGCCUCUGCACCGCCGCAAUUGAGUGCCAACACGCUUCUCGGAAGCGGCCUCACCCUAGCGGACUUGGAGACACGGUACCCCGGGGCGGUCCGUUGCAGCGGUUUCUUGCCGCUAGUCGAUGCAGUAACUAACGGUUUUCGUGGUGAAAAACUCAGCGUCGCCAACUAUCCUGAUGCGUUCUCUUCCGGCCCUGGUGGGGGAAUCUGCAGCGGCGAAGUGGACAUCAAAGCGCGCCACGGGCGAGACGCGGUGAGGAGCAAUAAAGAAAUCGCAGAGGACCACGUCGACAAAGGUGUGAAACUAAACAACUACAACACAUCAGGCAUGUGCUUGUCGACGACGACGCAGGUCAUCGCAAUAGGCAACGGAAUCGUGCCACUUCUCCGGAUUGGCGGGGGUCGGCUAGAUGAAGAUGCCCCGACCUGCACCAGCGGCAGCGGCGGUGGUAGCAAUAAACAAAAAAACAUUUCCGGCAGAACAUGGAGUUGGGCAGCCGAAAACUUUUCCGAAUAUGCUCCUACCCUGCGGGGGCACGGCACGCACGCAAACGCCUCCGACACACACGGCCAAACUACAAAUAACACUCAACAAGCCGGAAGUAAGAACUCAUACUGCUUCAGUGCUAACACAGCAUCCAGCAGAAUGCAACAGCAGAGACUGCGAGCACUUGCCCGACCCUCCCUUGAAGGACGACUACUGCGCGUUCAACUCGCGCGGGUGCGCGAGGCUAAGCCUCCGAAGAACCCUGGAUGCCUUGCUAGCUGCUAUCAUUGUCUGUCGUUUUCGGGCGGGUGUUGCUGCUACGGACUGCAAAAGGGUUGCGCCUGCCUCCGCCGGUGGUUCUGCGAUCCCAUCGUGCUUCCCCUUUGGCUGCAGCCGGCUUUCAUGUUGUUUCGUGUGCUUUUCUUAUACCUUCGCGUGUUCUGGCACUGCGGAAAGCGUGAAGAAGUGACGACAAAGCCCAGCGCCCUUGGAGGGUUGUCACUCGGAGUGUUGAAAAACGAGACGAGAUACCUUGACAUUCAGCGAUUUCGCAGUCGCAAACGCGAGGACGAGUCCGGUCUCACCGUCGUUUGGAAUGACUACAUUCAGACUGGUCGUUUGCAGUUCUCACCGACAACAAGUCGUGGGUCAGCGGCUUCACCAGGCAGUCCAAAGAGGAGUGCGCGCGAAGUCCUAAUGGAACGACAUCGAGAAGGCGAGCACCUGCUCACGCAGGAGGAAGAUGCUGGAAGCGGAGCAGCACUUGUCGUGGAUAGCCUUGUCAACCCUGACGAUCAGGUUGAUGAUAACGCUCAGGAGCGGAAGAACGAAACCACGGGAGAACAAGAGCACGACUACACUUUCGAUCUUUGCCACGAUGUUGAAGCACCGGGCGGAAGCGUUGAGGUGGACCUUGUGAGGCAUUGUGAUCGUCCCCUGCAGCUUGUGAAAGAGAAUACGAGCAGCAGCAAGGAGAUCUCCCGAUCAGCGGGUUGUGAAUCUACUUCCGCUGGAUACUUUCACUGUCCUGAAAGAAAUAACGAAGAUAUGAGGGAGCAUUCUGAUGGAGUUGCAGUUGCCACGCCGGAUGCAGCUGAUCAUUCCCAACGCAACAUGAGCAUGAUCGUGGAGCACAGCGAUCACCACCACGAUCACCACGUCACCCAAUGCGGCAAGAACAGUACAUCAAAAAACAGUCCGUCAGUUGUAAUUCCUAGUCUUUGGCCAGGCGAUGCGCGUUCGGAGAACACGGUAGCGCAGCGCCCAUCCCCGCAACAGAACCGUGCACAGGAUAUUGGUGCUGGUAGGCACCGGCGGACUCAGUUUCUCCGAGAAGCCGCCACGGCCCGGUCGCGUGAACUAUGUGCCCAGCAUAACCUCUCCCCCGCAGAAGCAAAGUCGCGGGUGAAGCGAGAGUUGAUGAGCACGAUACUAGAUUCCAGCCACUCCCCGCUUCUCUCGAUAAACACCGAGCUGCUCGAGGAGCACCAGAAACUACAAGGAAGUCGAGCCAUAAGGAAACCGACGUUGCGAAGCGAUGUAGAGCAGGAGCGCGGCCAUCACGUUCGAAUUGACGCUGCCAGCACGGACCUGCUAUCGAACAAGGGCGAGGGAGAUGAUUUCGAACGUGACGAGGAGAGUACCAGUACGACCACACCAGCGAGGUUUUUUCAUUUUCCCAAAGUGCCCGAGAAGGCUCCGGAGCAGCUUGAGCUCGAAAAGAUUUUGGCGGGUUACGGGCUUGACGGGACUACAAACCGGCCUCUAGAGCUCUUUCGCGGCGGUCGGAAGCCACGCCGAGUGGUCGCAGGCUCGCUGGCCCGGGCGGUGGGGAAUAAGAAUCACCUACCUUAUGGAUCUGUCAGGUUCAAAGGAGACAAAGUGAAAGAAACAACAAGUAUGUAUGAAAUAUUUCGUCACGACGCUGCAUCAAGAAACCUACCAGUUUGACUUUGACACACAAUCUCUAGGCGGCGCAUGUUGACAAAUCUUGGCAUCGCCGAAAUGCAGUCUGUCGUCUGUGACGCUGUUUGGGAAAAGGAACCUGCUUCGUCCGUUAUGAUACUAUACUUACUUGUCCAGUUCUAUCCGAUCUCUCUCUACUACCCCUAGACAGGGUCACAAACACAAUCGGCUCCACUUGCCACCCCUACAAGACAGUCACUUAGUUCCUUGCGUUUUAUGCAUUACCGAGGAUGGUGGUGAUUGGAGAUGGCAUCGGUGCGCCUGACUGCGCGACCUGGUGGCCUGACCAUCUGCGGAAAGGCGGCCUUAGGGGUGGCGUUGUGGUUUCGGUCGGUUUAUUGGCAUUGCAGAUUUUGUCAAACUCACACUUUGCCGAUUUCAAUCCUGACGCUUCCAUAUCUCUGUGGAUACAGUUAGUGCUUUACUGAACGCCUUCGACGAUGGGCCGGGCGGAGUAUGCAUUGCAAAUAUGUCUUGGUCUGGAAGACGAAGAUUGCAGCCUUCUUGUCAUGCUGCCUUUGCCUCUGGAUUCGAAAAAAAUUAAAAUAUGUCUUGCAUGAGCAGUUGGGUAGGAGUCCAGUUUUUGCUGUGCAGAGAGGACAUUUUUCAUGCAGGGUAAGCAUCAAAAACCAAACGAAAUCGAAAAGCCCUCAAAAAAUCAGCGAUGCUAGGACAUGCAGCAUCACAGACAUCACGGGUCAUGCAAAACGUGCGUGACAAACUAGCGCCCUUUUCCUUUUCUAGACCCAGACACAUUUGUACUUGAUACGGAGGGUUGCUGAACGAAUUCGAGGCCGACGGACUGCGGCCCUUGGCUCUCCACGAUCCACCUACCGCAGCGAAGAUCGACCUACAACUCGAUGGCGCGCAACAAGACCAACGAGGAGAUGCACUAAGAUCAAGAAGAUCCUCGGAGAGCACCAGAGGAAGUAAUUGUAAUAGAAACUGUCAAAUGGAAUUGGAAAUGCCAAGCGAAAAUGCCACAGCUGUGCAAAGCAGAUACCAGCAUCAAACGCUCCAAGAGCGAGCGGCCGAUGUUUUCCGCUGGACACUUGCACUGGCGGAAAGAGCCAGAGGCCGCUCUGCAAACGAAUGCAGCAGCGAAACAGGUAUGAAGAAUAAUACGAACAACGCUACGAAAAGGAAUAGCGAGCUUGGUCCAGAGCAAUUCGAGUCCUCAGUUGUGCUCACUGAUGAUCUGUGUGUGUACGUAAAUGGGCGAGUAGUUCGCACUCGCUUUGACGCCCGGUAUACCAAACAAGGCCAGUACUUUUUUGAAAACUCGCCCCCAGCAACUUCUGUGCAGAAAGACAAUCAUAAUGGCCGCUUUGCUUCAUCAUCAUCGUCAUCCGCAACAACAAAGUCGAAAGGUGCUUCUACUGCAACUUCGUCGCUCAUCAGUCAUAAAAAACCGCACUUGCUAGACAGUGGCAAGACCCUCUCUGUCCUAUUCACAACCACGCGGCUGACACUCUACCUCGACACUGUCCCACUACUUGUGUUUGGCUUCACGCACCGCGACAGGGACUACCAGGAUAUCGUAUCUGCGUCUGAGCCUCGAUCAACGCGGCGGAAGCUAAGCACCGAAAUUUGGCCUCUCGUGGGCAUUGCAAAAAAUCAACACGUUCAGGAAGUAAUUCUCGUCAUGUGCUCCUCCAAUUCUCAAGCUUGGGAGGAGAGCACUUCGGUUUCGUCUCAUUCUCAAGGAAGUCGACAAGCGAAGCUGCAUGUCCUCCUCGAACAACACGGAAAGCUGAAUGUGAAUCAGAAUCACGCUACAACGUCUGCAGCUACAACCAGUGAUAGCGGCGCACAGAAACUGCAAGCAAAAGAAGAAAAUCUAAACCCUCCCGUCCCGAAAGCAGAACACCUUCAAAUCGAAGUGCCCACUUGCAGCGCCACCUACGCGGAAAGCGUUUGCUCUCCAGCAGAUUUCUCUUUGAUUCAAGAACGAGUGGUAGGUCGAAAGAACCCGCGCGUGCUUGCUGCAUCUGCGAAGCGUAGAAGAUCCCAAAACUUUCGAAUCGAGGCGCAGAUAGAUGACGCGGAUGACAGCACGCGACCGCCAGCAGGAUAUGACGACAGCAUGAUACUCGCCGACCGCCUGCUCCGGCGACCAACAAGCUACGACCGAGAGCUCCACCGACUUGCUAGUUCGUGGAUGAUAUUACUGAAAGCACAUAUAUCUGGGUCUGGAAAGAACGCGCCAACUUGUGAUGCCGAGUCUGGAGUGCACAAAAAUGCAAAUGUGUCUUUCAUAGUGAGUAAAAAGUGUGCGCUUUUUGUCUCCCGAAAAUGGCGCGCCUCAUAGUAGACACAAGCGAGACAGCACAAACACGGUCACGGAGAAGCCUGCUCCGAGGAUCUUCUAAUGCUCUGCGUCUAUCUCCAUUCCAGAAGCAGAACUUCUUGCAGGUGAAAAAAUGAAUGACAGAGACAGAUGUCAGCAUUCGUCCAACACCAACAGACCCGGAUAUACUAGCCAGGGGGAAGGAAUCUCUAUCCCGAAGCGAAAUCGAGAGCACUGGGAGGGGGGAAGCAGAACUAGAAGGAAAGGACGGGGGGGAAGGGUACGGGUGUGUCAGCUAGUCAGUUUCAGGUAGCCACUGGGGUCCUGGUUGUUUCGAUGAGAUUCGAGACGCGGCCGCUCUGCUCUUGGCCAAAUUAUAUAUUUGCGGAGCUCUUGCGGAUAAUUCUGGCUAUGGAGCGGCAUUUAACUUGGCAAGUCGCUGGCUGCCGAUCUUAUUUUUCCGCAGGUGUGGGCCGUUUUGUGGAUCUUUGCUUGUGCGUUUAUUUUGAGAACUAUGCGCGUUUGAAGAUCAUGGCGCGCCUCAUAUUUUCCGCGGCGGGACUUUCUCGGAAGCUUGGCCGGAGCUUUUGCGUAGAAAGAUCGGGAGGGCGUUCGCGCCGCCUCCUUCUCUAUGUGCGAACAGAUUCCGGCGGCCAUUUUCUCCCGUGUUUUCUUGUGUCUGUUGCGGGGCCUGUUUCUCUAUCUGCGAACAGUUUGAAAACCACGCAGAAGCGACGAGGCAAACGGCGGAACACAACGAGGCGGGGAGGCCAGACCUUCGGGACAAGGAAGAUAGAGACGGGAAAGAGUGGAAAGACGAAAAAGGCGGGAAAAACUGAACAGACUGCGAGAACUGGGAGGGCUAGGGAAGCCUGUAAGAAAGACUGGGGCGGCUGAGGGGGCUGAGAAGCUCAAAAGGCGAAUGAGGUUCGAAAGGUUGAGCAAACUGGAGAAGCCGGGAAGGCUGAAAACCUGGGAAGGCGGGGAAACGAAAGCGAGCAAGCCUGGAAGCGAAGGCGCUGACUUGCUGAGAGGCCUCGGCGUCGCUUUUGCCUAGAGCUGGAGGGCGUUCGCGCCGCCUCCCUCUCUAUGUGCGAACAGAUUCCGGAAGCUGUUCCGCGUUUCUCUUUGUUGCGGCGGCUGUUUUUCUGUCAUAGAACUGCUAAGGCAACCGAGAGGCCAGCAGCUCCAUGGAAAAGUCCGGCGGCCGCAGAGCCCAAAGGAGGCGCGGCGGGGCCCCGUUGCUGCAGCUUCGCAGCUUCAGCAGGCAGAUUGGCUGGCGCGCCUGAAACAGCUGUGGCAGCUCGAUAAGUAAGCGGAGCAGGCAGGAAAAGCCCGGGGUAGCUACAAAACCGGCUGUAGGUAGUUAAAGGACCGGCUUUAGUUAACAAGGCGGGUGGAGCUAACGAGCCGGGUUUAGCUAACAAGCCGGCUUUGGGUAAAAAACCGGCUUUAGCUAAAAAAUCGGCUUCAGCUAAAAAACCGGCUUCCGCUAAAAAAGAAACCGGCCGCGGCUAACAAACCGGCUUCAGCUACAAAGCCGGCUUGGGCUUUAGCUAGAAAACCGGUCUUAGCUAAAAGAGCCGGGAACGAAGCUGGGAGGCCGACAGGCUGGGAGGUGGACAGGCUUGCUGGGAAGGUGGGGGGCUUGGGGGCUUGGAGGGCCAAAGGCUAAAAACGGAGAAGCGAAAACGAAAAAGCCAGGAGGCAGACAGGCUGGGAAGCGAGCAAGCUUGGAAGCGAAGGCGCUGACUUGCCGGGAGGCCUCGGCGUAGAAUUUGCGUGCCUAGAGCGGGAGGGCGUUCGCGCCGCCUUUCUCUAUGUGCGAACAGACUCGGGAAGCUGUUCCGCCUUUCUCUUUAUUGCGGCGGCUGUUUUUCUGUCCUAGAACUGCUAGGGCAACCGAGAGGCCAGCAGCUCCAUGGAAAAGCCCAGCGGCCGCAGAGCCCAAAGGAGGCGCGGCGGGGCCCCCGUGCUGCAGCUUCAGCAGCUAGACUGGCUGGCGCGCCUGAAACAACUGCGGCAGCUCUACAAAACCGGUUUUAGCUAAAGGAACGGCUCGAGCUAACAAGCCGGGUCUAGCUAACAAGCCGGGUUUAGCUAACAAGCCGGCUUCAGCUAAAAAAUCGGCUUCAGCUAAAAAACCGGCUUCCGCUAAAGAAGAAACCGGCGUGCUCAGCUAAACGACCGGCGUCAGCUACAGUGUCGGCGUCAGCUACAGCGAAAAGAACCGGGAAGCCGGGAAGCCGGGAAACCGGGAAACCGGGAAACCGGGAAACCGGGAAACCGGGAAACCGGGAAACCGGGAAACCGGGAAACCGGGAAACCGGGAAACCGGGAAACCCUGGAGUGGUUUCGGGUAAGGGUAUCGCUGGAGUGGUUUCGGGUAAGGGUACGCGGGGAGUAAUAAAGUGCUUCACGAUUUCAGUACUUUCGGGCAAUUUCUACCUUUCCCGGGUCUAUAUAUAUUUCCGAUCGAUAGAUGAAGCUUGCCCUUGAAGAGCGCAGCACCGGUUUCCGGAAGGCGCCUUGCCCUAGUCUGUGGGAAGAGGAGCAGGCAUUUCUCGCGGGGAAGAUGCUCUCGUCGCUGAACAACCGGUACGGUGAUUUUGGCGAGCUGGUUGACGUGGAGGGGGUUGCGUCCUCUACGAGGAAGACGCGCAGAAAUAUGGGAGUGCCGGGUCGAAAGUUCUCACAGUGGAAACGCUAAUGCUUCGCCAGCAUGCAUGAAAAUAAAUAUAGUAAAAUCGAUACCAGUUGUAGUCUCACCCACCAUUUGUGGUCUCAUCCACUAUGUGUAAGCGGCACACGAAAAGUUCUGCAUCUUCUCACAACGUCUAGUAUCAAUUAUGUACAACGCUGUUUGGCUUUGGUGCAAACUACAUACCUGGCGCCCAUGGCAUGCUCUUUUGCAAUCCUUACCAUGGUUCUAGUCAGGGUUGCAGUCCGCCUUUUUCGCAUUCCCGACACGGAGACAGCGACAGGCACUUUGUCGCCAGCAUGUCGCGCUACGGUCCAAAAUAUUUCCACGAUUUUGUGAAUUUCCAAUCUGACAGCGCCAUAAGGAAGUAUCCCCCUAUCCGGACCUCACACAGCUCACAGUCACAGAAGACGGGCGACGACCUGGAGAUCGUGAAAGAGUUUCUUGCGGACGGCCGUGCGAUCGACGCGCAGAGGAAGUUCUUGAGCCCCUCCGACGUGAAGAAACGCAUGUCUAUCAACCGGAAAAACUAGCUAUCGCCGCAUAUUGAAAUACAACAAAGAGAAUGGGCAGAAUCGGGGGCAGCAUUUAUUGCAUUGCAUAAGGAAAAGGAAAAGCUCAUCAGCAUGCUAGUGGCUCACCCAAGGCCAUGGCCGGUUUUCCUUUGUAUGUAAUCCAUUUUUGCAUGUCGUAUGUGAACAUGCGCUAGCUUCUUUCACGAGGAUAAUAUACUGGCGGUAUAAGAACAGCAUUCCAGUCAAUUUUCGCCCACGCAAGAUCGCAGGCUCACAAACAACCUCUGAGGUCAUUUUGGAGGAAACCAGAGGACGGAGCCGACGGGUCUCUUUCGAGGAGCAGGAAUUCACUGGAACAGUGGGCGACACGAAACUAGAAGACGUGCGGCACGAAGAGGAGGAGGAUGCAGCAGUGGUCAGUGAUCGAGCUCCUGGUGCUCGUGGAGUCCUACUUGCAUCUCCUCGCCAAGGACCUCCUUCCGUUCGCAACCGUCCCGACCUGGUUCGAUUUCCUUCCCCCCCUUCAGCCAGCGAAAACUAUAGAAGCAGCAAUGUUGAUGUUCUUCAUUUUGAUGAAGUCGGAAGCGUGUUUUCCGAAACCGAUUCUGAGGAGGAGGAGGCACGCGCGCACUAUGUUCGGAAAUUUGUGCGGGCUUCUUUUCUCUGGCGGCAUUCCUGGCGAAUUCUCGUCAGCCUGAUCCUGCUCACUGUCGCCGGCUGGAAUCUCGCAGCUUUGCCCCUGUUGCAAGAUCGCAAAUCGGACUACUGGAAUCCGGACGAUCAUUUGUUCGUAUUUUCGCCACUGUUUGGCUUCGUUGUGUUGCUUAUUUUUUUCUUCUGGGUGCUACUUUGCUGGCCGAGAUGCGCAGCAGACUGA